Messenger RNA from Penicillium mononematosum, 1284 nucleotides. RefSeq lists its product as uncharacterized. Bases 13 to 1284 code for a protein of 423 amino acids. The record is from RefSeq and is a predicted model, not a curated record. Gene Ontology annotation, biological process: amino acid catabolic process; carbohydrate catabolic process. Gene Ontology annotation, molecular function: hydro-lyase activity; magnesium ion binding. Lineage: Eukaryota; Fungi; Ascomycota; Eurotiomycetes; Eurotiales; Aspergillaceae. The transcript has 5 exons.
CAAAUAUUCACAAUGGUCAAAAUCACUGGCUUCACCACGCGGGACGUGAGGUUCCCGACCUCGCUCGACAAGACCGGCUCAGAUGCUAUGAAUGCAGCGGGUGACUACUCCUCCGCCUACUGCAUCAUCACCACAGACUCAGAACACUCCGGACAUGGCAUGACUUUCACAAUCGGACGCGGCAAUGAAAUUGUCUGCGCAGCAAUCUCCCUGCUCGCCCCAAUGGUGGUUGGCAAAGAUUUGGACGAGAUGACCGCAGACUGGGGCAAGACCUGGAGGUACCUUGUCUCCGACAGCCAGCUGCGCUGGAUCGGCCCCGAAAAGGGUGUGAUCCACCUUGCCCUUGGUGCCGUCGUCAAUGCCCUCUGGGAUCUGCGGGCCAAGACCCUCGGAAAGCCCGUCUGGCGCAUCGUUGCCGACAUGACCCCCAAGGAGUUUGUGCGUUGCAUUGAUUUCCGCUACAUCACUGAUGCCAUCACGCCUGAGGAGGCUAUCAGUAUGCUGAAGGAGGUUGAGUCUGGUAAGCAGGAGCGUAUUAAGGAAGCUGAGGCUAGCAAGGCUGUCCCUGCCUAUACUACCAGUGCCGGGUGGUUGGGAUACAGCAAGGAUAAGCUGAAGUUGUUGUUGCAGCAGAGUGUUGAGCAAGGGUAUAAGCAUUUCAAGCUUAAGGUUGGAGGAGAUCUGGAAGAUGACAAGACUCGCUUGCGUAUUGCACGUGAGGCUAUUGGGUAUGACAAGGGUAACAUUUUGAUGGUUGAUGCCAACCAGGUCUGGUCCGUCCCCGAGGCAAUUACCUGGAUGCAAGAACUCGCAGAGUUCAAGCCCUGGUUCAUUGAAGAGCCCACCUCCCCCGAUGACAUUCUCGGUCACGCCGCCAUCCGCAAGGCCCUGGCCAACACACCGCACGGUCCUGUGGGCGUCGCCACAGGCGAGAUGUGCCAGAACCGUGUGAUCUUCAAGCAGUUGCUGCAAGCCGGUGCCUUGACUGUUCUGCAGCCCGACGCCUGCCGCGUCGGUGGUGUGAACGAGGUUUUGGCUAUUCUCCUUCUGGCACGCAAGUUCGGCGUGCCUAUCGUGCCACACUCGGGAGGUGUCGGUCUGCCAGAGUACACACAGCACCUGAGCACGAUCGACUAUGUUGUUGUCACCGGCAAGAAGAGUGUUCUCGAUGUCGAGAUGAAGGCUGAGAGUAUGGAUGCUUUCGAGUACCCCGGGCAGGAGGGGAAGAGUUGGUGGAGAUCGGAGGAGGCUAAGAGCAUUAUUGAUGGGCCUAGAGUUGUAUAG